Nelumbo nucifera (sacred lotus) is the source of this 1246-nucleotide messenger RNA. RefSeq names its product ras-related protein RABE1c. The record is from RefSeq and is a predicted model, not a curated record. Gene Ontology annotation, molecular function: GTP binding; GTPase activity. NCBI's taxonomy places the organism in Eukaryota, Viridiplantae, Streptophyta, Magnoliopsida, Proteales, Nelumbonaceae.
AUAGGGAGAGUGAUAAAGUGAGGAGGAGGUUGCAUCUACGCGGAGCGCAUUCAUUUUUGUAUCUUCCCACGUCGCCGACGACCUGCUAGCGUGCGCACGGUAGCAACCGGCGCCUCUAAAAAAAGAAAGCCUAGUGCGCAUCCAGUUCCAGCCAUCAUACUAGUCUCUAGCUGGUUUGCACGAGAACCAAUCAAAGUUUUCCCUCCCCUAUUUGAGACAAAGCUUUCCUAGGUUUUUCUUUCUCUUCUUCGAUGGCCGCUCCACCUGCUAGGGCCCGAGCCGAUUACGAUUACUUGAUAAAGCUUCUCCUGAUCGGCGACAGCGGUGUGGGUAAGAGUUGCCUUCUAUUGCGUUUCUCGGAUGGGUCCUUUACCACCAGUUUCAUUACUACCAUUGGUAUUGAUUUUAAAAUAAGAACCAUUGAACUUGAUGGCAAACGGAUCAAGCUGCAAAUUUGGGAUACAGCUGGCCAGGAGCGGUUCAGGACAAUCACAACAGCUUAUUACCGUGGUGCCAUGGGUAUCUUGCUGGUUUAUGAUGUUACUGAUGAGUCUUCAUUCAACAACAUCAGGAACUGGAUUCGCAACAUUGAACAACAUGCUUCUGACAAUGUGAACAAGAUACUUGUGGGGAACAAGGCUGAUAUGGAUGAAAGCAAAAGGGCUGUGCCCACUUCAAAGGGCCAAGCGCUUGCUGAUGAGUAUGGCAUCAAGUUCUUUGAGACUAGUGCAAAGACAAACUUAAAUGUGGAGCAAGUUUUCUUUUCAAUAGCAAGGGAUAUAAAGCAAAGGCUUGCAGAAAGUGACUCAAGGGCUGAGCCCCAGACAAUAAGGAUUAAUCAAACGGACCAAGCGGCUGGAUCUGGUCAAACUCCUCAAAAAUCUACCUGCUGCGGUUAAGAGAAUUAUAGUAUGAUGACCGGAGAGGAGAGAGAGGGCAGGUCCUGACGGCGACACUAGUAGUGUGGCAAAAACUAAUUGUUUUACAAUAUUUGACGGGUGCUUGUAUUUUUCUCCUCAUCAUUCUUUUUACCUACUACUUGUUUUUAGAGUGUGAAAGGUAGUUUCUCACUUAUUUGAGGAAUUUAUGAUAUAACAGACAGUACUUGUUUUUCUCCCUUUUUUUUGUCUUUUUUUUCCCAUUUCCUUCCUUUUUUUUUCGGUUUGGGAUUAAAAACCCUAAUAUUGUUGCUGUCCUUAAAUCUUAAUGUAGAAAUAUAAAUAGAAGCAGCCUUUCUUUUCUCCUA